Messenger RNA from Lathyrus oleraceus (garden pea), 1619 nucleotides. Its product is annotated as magnesium transporter MRS2-I. The record is from RefSeq and is a predicted model, not a curated record. Gene Ontology annotation, molecular function: magnesium ion transmembrane transporter activity. The coding region runs from base 276 to 1418 and encodes 380 amino acids. Lineage: Eukaryota; Viridiplantae; Streptophyta; Magnoliopsida; Fabales; Fabaceae. Gene Ontology annotation, biological process: magnesium ion transport. The transcript has 10 exons.
UGCAACCAUGAAUUUCCUCAAACGUAUGUAUCAUGUCAUAUUACUUCCAAAGUUCAAACCCACCAUGUUCACACACUGUCAUUAUUCUGUCUUUCUUUUACCCCACAAGCCUAUCAAACACCAACUCAAUUCAUCAACAAACAAAACAUCUUGAUUUCAUUGCUUUCACUAUCUUCUCUUCUCUCUCCCAUCCUCUUCUUUUAUCGCAAAAAACAAAACCUUCUUUCUCUCCAAAUUAAUCCACACCCAACAAAUAACAAUCAUUCUUCUCUCAAAUGGCGCUUGCUGGUUCUGAAAUGGAGCUUAAACUUCAAGCUAUAAACAACAAGAAAACCGCAAUUUCAAGAAGCUGGAUUUUACUUGACCGUGAUGGAAGAGACAUGGUAUUGGAUGUGGAUAAGUAUGCUAUCAUGCGUCUGGUUGAAAUUCACGCAAGAGAUCUUCGAAUUAUGGAUCCUCUUCUUUCUUAUCCUUCUACCAUUCUUGGUAGAGAGAAAGUCAUUGUUCUCAAUCUAGAGCAUAUAAAAGCUAUUAUCACUGCCGAAGAAGUUUUGGUUAGAGACCCAAUGGAUGAAGAUGUUGUGCCUGUUGUUGAAGAGCUUCGAAGAAGGUUGCCAGUGAAAGGAGAAGAAGAGUCUUGUGCUCAAGACGGCGGAGAAGAAAAUGAAUUUCCAUUUGAGUUUCGGGCGUUGGAAGUUGUAUUAGAGGCAACUUGUAGUUUCCUUGAUGCAAGGACAAGAGAGUUGGAGACUAAUGUUUAUCCAGCUUUGGAUGAACUAACAUCUAAGAUCAGUAGUCGUAAUUUGGAUAAAGUUCGGAAAUUAAAAAGUGCGAUGACUAGGUUAACAAAUCGUGUUCACAAGAUAAGAGAGGAACUAGAAAAUCUACUUGAUGAUGAUGAUGACAUGGCUGAACUUUACUUAUCAAGAAAGUUAUCUAUUUCAUCCUCUCCCUCAUCGAGUAACUCUGAUGGACCCAAUUGGCAUCACAGUCCAAAUCAAGGUUCGAAAAUACACCGAUCAAGCCGAGGAAGCGCAACAACACUUCACGGAGAAGAAAAUGAUGUUGAAGAGCUUGAAAUGUUACUAGAGGCCUAUUUCAUACAAAUUGAUGGUACAUUAAAUAAAUUAACCACGGUGCGAGAAUAUAUCGACGACACAGAAGAUUACAUCAACAUACAACUUGAUAAUCACCGAAAUCAACUGAUUCAGCUAGAAUUGUUCUUAAGUUCUGGGACUGUUUGUUUAUCAAUAUAUUCACUGGUGGCUGCAAUAUUUGGUAUGAAUAUUCCAUAUACAUGGAGAGAAGGUCACGGAUAUGUAUUUAAAUGGGUGGUGAUUCUUACUGGAAUGGCUUGUGGAUCAUUCUUUUUGUCAAUAGUAUCUUAUGCCCGACGCAAAGGUCUUGUUGGAUCUUGAAGUGUAUAGAAAGUGUAAAUUCAAGUUCAACAAUAAUACUCCUUAUUUGUUGUAUGGUGUAAUAUUUAUAAUGGCUUUUAUUUGUGUUAAUAGCUAGCAAGAAUUUUGUUUGAUAAAGUUGUAUGCGGGUUAAUAAAAAAAAUCCAGAUAAAUGUAAUUAGUUGUAAAAUUUUAUUUCAAGUUUUAUGCCUUCUUCACUAA